AUGGCGCCGGGAGGCAGCACGUCGAAUCUCUUUACGCUGUGGGCCAGAGGCAACGUGGCUCUGUCGGUCGCCAUGUCCGCGGCGUCGACAACCUGCGCCCUGUUCAUGCUGCCCCUCCUCUACCUCCUGUACGUCCGUGUCGGCCUCGGCCUCGGCGACGCACUUGACCUGCCCGUCGUCAACAUCGUGAUUGCCCUGCUGACCAUUGUCGUGCCGGAGCCCAUGGAGGAGCCGGGCGAUCGCGACGCGGUUGCGAUGCCUGCAGCGGAGUGGCAGCCGCUUGACGACGCCGGCACCCCCGCUGCGAGCGGCUGCGUCGGUCGCUGGCUCACCGAGGCGUCUGACCUGGCCGCCACCGACGCCGAGGCGCGGGUGGCCAUGUGGUCGUCGGACCGGCUGCCUCUGCGCUUCCCGCAGGAGUGGCCGGCCGCGUUCAAAUCCGCGCCGCUGAGGCGGCUGCUCAAUAAGUCGAUGCUGAACGGCGUGCGCUGCCGCGCGGUGCCUCCGCCGACGGCGGCAGAGCACGCCGCCGCCGCCGGUGUCGUGCUCGAGCCGCUGCACUCGUUUUCCAACGCCGAGCGGGUGGCCGCCGCGAGCGGCUGGGCGGUGGUCAAGGGAUUUUGGGUGUUCGAGCUGGCCGACGCCCCGCCGAGUGCGUCCUUUGUCGCCGUCCGCCACUGGUGGAACGCCACCUCCUCGGGAGGGUGGGUCGACCUCACCCCGAGGCUGAGCGAGGCCGCCGGUGAGGAGCCGCGCUCGCGCCUCCUCGUCGAGUCGGCUCUCGGCGACAAGGCUGCCGACAAGCUGACGGCCGCGGGCCGCGACUUUGCGGGCGUCAAGUGUCGUCAAGAGUGUCGAAAAAACGGACAGAGAAACGAUGAGAGCGACAAACGGAUGCAAAAGGUGAGAGGCCAAGAUCAUGCACAGCUCUAA
This is a messenger RNA of Emiliania huxleyi CCMP1516, 933 nucleotides long. RefSeq lists its product as hypothetical. The transcript is spliced from 3 exons. The record is from RefSeq and is a predicted model, not a curated record. The coding region runs from base 1 to 933 and encodes 310 amino acids. Gene Ontology annotation, cellular component: membrane. Lineage: Eukaryota; Haptophyta; Isochrysidales; Noelaerhabdaceae.